GGGUUUGUUACAAGCUUCCUUUAGUUUAGUAUUUUUACUAGUUUUUAAAGGUGUACCUGCAUAAAAUAAAAAAAUUGCUAUAUAAUUAUUUCCAACAUUAACGGUGCUUAUGAGUCUACGCCUCCAUGACAGCUGUGACUAUUCUGUACUAGAGUGAGAAAGAGGUGUGCAUGACUCGCACCUUUUGCAUUUGCCCUUUUGUAAAGGUGAAACUUGAAACAGAAACUCUGAUCAAUUGGUCAGUGACUUUUUAAGAGGGUGUUACAAGUUCUCAGGUUUGUAGAGUCAUUGAUAUUGCUGAAGUGUCAUUGUUUGCACCAUUUUUGCAUAGUGGAUAUUUUAGAAAGAUGAGAGAUUCUGUCUUAAAGCACCAACACAUUCAUAUGCACCCUUUUUAACAAAUGUUUUUGUUUGGCAGAGUAUUUUUAAACCAAUGUAUGGAUUUAAUUCUAAAAUGCAAUAAGAUGCAAACAAACCUUUGCAAAUAAAAUACAAGGCGUUGAUGUGUUCUAAAGUGCAGCGACUGAAUCAUUCAGCGCAAAUGUCGAGAGACCAGAUAUCUUGUAGCAUUUGCUGUUUUUACCACACUGUAAUCAUCAGUGGCAUUAACUUGAGCUCCUCAAGCAGAAAGGUCAAGUCUUGGCAGACUUAUAAGUGAGUCUGUGUUUACAUUAAGUGCUAUUGGAGUAUUUUGGGUGUUGAGACACUUGGACGGCGUGAUUAUUGAUGAUUGUGUAGUAGAAAAAAAAAACCUUGUCAGCAUGUAGCAGGCUCUGUACCAUAACCUUGAAAUUAUUUUGAAAUUUUAUUUCACCAAAGAUUAUUGAUUUAUUUUUUUAUGUCCUUGGUGGUAAAAUGAGCUGUCUACAUGUUUGUGCUGUUUUUGAUAAAAUGCUUGAUGAUGAUAAUACGUAGACAUUAGUUACUUUCUAGCUGUUUCCUUGCUGUGCCCCCUUCUGUGGGUUUCGGUGUAGUGCUUCUAUAUUUGAGUGUCUCUUUGUCUGAGGCACAUGGUUAGAGGAGGAGGUGGAGCUGUGUAAUUUGACACGAAUCAGGCCCAAAGUACAGCUCAGACAUGGUGAGAGAGAGAGUGAAACGGGGGAGAGAGGGGGCAUUCCAACUCCAGCUUGACAUUCGACUCCUCAGCCUACAGACUGCAUUGGCGAACGUGCGUGCAGUCUGUACUGUUCUUUCUCUCUGUAACGCUUUGCUGUGAUUCUACCCUUGUCCCACAGAGAAUAGGCUCAUCUUCCUGUCUCUCAUUUGGAGUUCACACAGGAUACUUGGGCCUGCCUGGGAGUGGCCCCUUAGUUUGCUGCUAGAAUGUGCCUUUAGACAAGUUGGGAAACUCGCUUUGCUGCUGUUGGUUUUCCUCUCUUCCUCGGCUCUCCCUCUCUUUCCCACUCUCCUUGUGCUCCCUUGCAAUCGUCUACCAGGCAUUCAGGAUAAAUUUUUUACAUUCUCCUUGAUGCAUUCUUUUGGAGUUCUCCAUUACACUUUAAGCUUUUCCUGUGCUGCCUUUUAACAACGAUUUUGCCUUUAAGCCACAUGUCUACUUUUAAGCAGUCAACAGACAAUUUGGAUAGCUUGCAGAGUUUUGCGUGCGUUACAGCACCGAGUGAGCAUAUCGGAUAUUGGACUGUUUUGGGGCCCUCUGUUAUGGGCUGUUUUGUUUCUAUGGAAAGAGCGCAAUGAAGAGUCACUACGAUCCCGAUGUCUCCCACCGCUAGGCUGCAGCCUGUCUACUCAUGGAAGGGGGUGUUCAAGCUCUUCACAUGCGUAGCUGCUCGAACAGCCAACAAGCCUAAAGAGGUCCACACAUUUCAAGAGAAGAAAAUAGCCUUACUGGGGAAUCAUAUGGACGAAGAAAUGAGUCGCCAGACUGCCACCGCGCUGCCCACAGGAACCUCAAAGUGCGCCCCCUCCCAGCGUGUAAACACCACAGCCUCUAACAGUGACCUAGCCAGCCUGUUCGAGUGCCCGGUGUGUUUUGACUAUGUGCUGCCUCCAAUCCUGCAAUGCCAGAGCGGCCACCUGGUGUGCAGCAACUGCCGGCCCAAGCUGACUUGCUGUCCGACAUGCCGAGGCCCUUUGGGCUCCAUCCGUAACCUGGCUAUGGAAAAGGUAGCCAACUCGGUGCUGUUCCCAUGCAAGUACGCCUCGUCGGGCUGCGAAGUGACGCUGCCGCACACAGACAAAGCUGAGCACGAAGAGCUGUGCGAGUUCCGGCCGUAUUCGUGCCCAUGUCCGGGUGCGUCGUGCAAAUGGCAGGGCUCACUGGACGCAGUCAUGCCGCACCUGCUGCACCAACACAAGUCCAUAACCACACUACAGGGCGAGGACAUCGUCUUCCUGGCCACGGACAUCAACCUGCCCGGUGCUGUCGACUGGGUAAUGAUGCAGUCCUGCUUCGGUUUCCACUUCAUGCUGGUGCUGGAGAAGCAGGAGAAGUAUGAUGGGCACCAGCAGUUCUUUGCCAUCGUGCAGCUGAUCGGCACACGCAAGCAGGCGGAGAACUUCGCCUAUCGGCUGGAGCUGAACGGCCAUCGGCGGCGCCUCACCUGGGAAGCCACGCCGCGGUCCAUUCAUGAGGGCAUUGCCACAGCCAUCAUGAACAGUGACUGUCUAGUGUUUGACACCUCCAUCGCCCAGCUGUUUGCUGAAAAUGGCAACCUGGGAAUCAAUGUCACCAUUUCCAUGUGCUGAGGACGGUCAUAUACACACAAACACAUAGGCAAACACUUAAACAUUUCACAACAACUACAAGACACCCAGAGGUGUACAUUGAGCAGGGGGUGGGGUAUCUAACCUAGGGAGCUUCUUGCUGUUGUAUGUUCCAAGUACUCAACAGAACUGAGCUUUACCAACGCUUGGCACAUUCAGCAACUGGACAUUUUCCCGGAUUCUCAAUUUUAUGCUACAAUAAUAUAAUAAGUUAAAUAAUUACACUAAUGUAUUCUACAUUUUUGAGAGCAAAUUGCCCACAAAGAUGAGCCUUGUGAAGUGGACUUUCUGACACAUGGUUUGUUUAUGAAGAUGGGUGAAGGAAUGGCACAGUAGAAUUGAAAGAGGGUGAACGCUAAAAGCUGAACUAGAAUUGUCCUGAUAUAUUGGUUUUCUUUUUCUUUUUUUUUUUUUUUUUACUUUCCCCGACAGAUAGCAUUGUUAAUUCAAAUGAAACACUAACCUUUUUUUAAGCUGAAUUUCUGCAGUUUUAGGUUUUAAUCAAGCAUUGUUUGGUUUUGUCUGAUCUUCCUCUCCCCUUAAAAAAAAAAAAAACUCAAAAAAAAAAAAAGAGAUUUGCAUGACCACUGGCUGUGGUUUGGUGUGUCCAGAUUUCAUCUGAAAUUUUAGUAGUUUCUGCCUGACUGUAGAAUUUCUACCAGGGUUUUCCUUUUGAUGAAGGAAAGGGAGGGUUCAUGAGAAAAUUCUGUAUCAACUUGAUGUGAGCACAUCAGAUUUGAUGCCCUCAAAGCCACUUUUUUCUCCCCCUCUUAAAUGUUUAGCUUUUCCCUAUGAUAGCCUACUUUUUUGGACCAGGUGCUAUAAACAGCAGUCUUGCGCCUGUGAAUGUUGUCAUUUGAAUGGAUUGUGCAUUUGUUUUGACAGGUGAAUACAUGCUUGUCUCAGUCAUGUGGAAAUGGUGAUCUCUUCAUGCUGGAGGCGAGGCUCUCCUGAAUAUUAGACUAGAAGUGAGCGCAAUUUCUACCGUUAUGAGAUUAUCAUUUUGUAACGACUUCAGAAAAAGGAAUGAAAAGGCUGUUACAUUGUUGCUAAUCUUCAGUGUUUGUAUAUAGUGUUGCUCUUCAGAAGACCUCAUGUCUUUUUGUUCUCUUUUUGUAAGUAAGAUUUUUUUUUGUUUUGUAUGUGUCUGUUUUUGUGAGGAUUGGGGGGGGAAACGCCAAAACAUCUCUGUGGAUUACAUUGUACUGUUGCUGGUCCUGGUCUGUUUUUAUUUGUUUUAAUGUUUGUUUUUUUUGUUUGUUUGUUUUGGUCUAUUUUGCCAUUAAAUAAAUCUAUCUUUUUCAUA
Molecule: messenger RNA, 4030 nt
Organism: Silurus meridionalis
Lineage: Eukaryota; Metazoa; Chordata; Actinopteri; Siluriformes; Siluridae
Gene: siah1
Product: siah E3 ubiquitin protein ligase 1
Exons: 4
Coding region: 1714-2706 (330 amino acids)
Biological process (GO): multicellular organism development; proteasome-mediated ubiquitin-dependent protein catabolic process
Cellular component (GO): cytoplasm
Molecular function (GO): zinc ion binding; ubiquitin protein ligase activity; ubiquitin conjugating enzyme binding
Source: RefSeq, a predicted model, not a curated record